AUGUUCGUCAACCUCAUCUUUCGAAUCCUCUCGCUACCUCUCAUCCCAUUCAGAAGAUACCUGCCUCCAUCUCCACCAUCUUCAUUGCCCCGUACUAGAAAACUACUUCCUCAAGCUGAGCAGCCCUCCCCGAGUCCUCCGUUGCUCAAAUCCACCGCCAUGUACGUCUACCUCGGAAAGCUCGACUGGAAGCCAUAUGGCUUGGACGAGACCUUCGUCAUCACCUUGCCCAACGGUCCCGCCCGCGCAGGCGACCCCGCCUACCUCUUCUCACAGUGGACCAAGGACGCCCGCGGCACUGAGAAGGCCAAUUGGUUCCUGGAUCUUGUCGUCGAUAAGGUCUCCAAGACCCAGAGCGGUGACGAUGUCUUCACCCUCAAGAACUCCCACUACUACUCGUGGGAGAUCACUUCCCAGAAGGUCUAUGGAGAACUCAAGGUUACCAUGUCCAACCCCAACAAGGACAAGAGCACCUUGACCUUGAACCGUAUUUGGAAGUCCGAGUCCGAAGUCCCUUCUGGCUCACUUCGCAUCUGGACCGGCAAGAUCAACUGGCCCAGCUACGCGACCAACGAGAUGGCCACCUUCAUCGUCCCCGAGGGCUUCGGCAAGGACAAGCCCGUCUUGGCAGUCUGGCAGUGGACCAAGAAUGGUCAAAAUAAGCCAAAGAAUCCCAACGUCCACGUCGCUAAACAAUCCAUCCUUGCUGGUCCCGAGAAGAGUGUGAAGUUUGAGUACGACUCUUUUUAUCAUCUGACCUGCACCUGGCAGGAGAAUACCGAGAGACUUGCUGUCCACAUGAAGGGAAGUGGAAUUGAGAGCAACGUCAGUAAGGACCUCGGCGAAUUCGCUCUGGCUGCUCAUUACGAUCGUCACUCUCAUGACUUCAACCCGCCAGAGUCCACCCCCAACAAAUCCGAAGUCUACCACCGGCUUCCUCAAACUCAGCCGUCUCUUCCUCGCAUUCUGGCGCCCAUGCCUUUCCCUCGCGGACUUGUUGACACCCUGACUCACGCUCAGGCUUUCAUCGACCAAGCUGGCUACCUUGCCAAGUAUGCCGAGGAUCGAUUCAAGGCUCUCGACUCCGACCUCCACAUCCGCGAUCACCAGCUCGCCGCGGCUGAGACCGAGAUCCGGGAGCUCACGAAGAACAGGGAUAUUCUGGCUAGCGAUGACAAGGAGCAGAAGGCGAAAAUUGUUGCGCUUGCGGAAAGACUUCAAAAGGCCCAGGAAGAAGCGAAGAAGCAGGAGGCGGUGGUGGCCAAGCUUCAGAACGCUCUCAAUGACGGACAAAAGCACGACGCCCAGGACCACCAAGAAAUCGAGGAUCUGAGGGCCGCCAGGAUUCAACUCAAGAGAGAGUUGGACCAAGCCCUGCCCGCCCUUGCUGGCGCCAGGGCUAAAGUCGUAACUCUGUCGGAGGAGAUUCAAAGGCUGAAGGCCGCAAAGAAGGCGGCUCUGUCUGAGCUUGCCAUUCAGCAAAAGCUCAACAAAACUCUUACAGAAGAGAUUGAACAGCUCAAGAAGGCCAAUAAACAGCUCAGAGACGAUUUAGAGCCCCUUCGAGAGGAUAACAAAAGGCUUUCCAAUGAAGUCGAGUAUAAAAAAGCAGCAAUCGAUAGAAAGGAUGCCGAACUCAAGACCGUACGAGCCCAGAAGUUUACCGCUGACUCGCAGGUCAAAGACAUCGGGGACAAGUUCGACGCUAUCGAGAAGGAGAAGAAUCGAUACUGGGAUGUUUUGAACAAGCAUCGCCUUCUCCAGGAGAUUCAGAUUGUUUGA
Molecule: messenger RNA, 1782 nt
Organism: Colletotrichum orchidophilum
Lineage: Eukaryota; Fungi; Ascomycota; Sordariomycetes; Glomerellales; Glomerellaceae
Exons: 3
Coding region: 1-1782 (593 amino acids)
Source: RefSeq, a predicted model, not a curated record